ACACAUGCGAACGCCAAACGCCAAACCGUACCACGCCAGAACAUAUAAAUUCCGUACUCCAAAGUGCAAUUGACUCAAACCAAAGCUGUGAUUUAAACAAUAUAGUCAUCAUGAACACAAAGGUCGUGCUUUUUAUGUGCUUUGUCACUUUGGUGACCGCAUCACCGAUCGCUCCAAUUUAUCCAGGAUACGGUUUUGCCGCACCUGCUGUUGUUCAUUCAGCUCCUGUUGUUCAUGCAGCUCCAUAUGCACCUGUUGUUGCACAUGCUCCACUUAUUGCCAAGCACGUCGUUCACGAGCCAGUCGAUCCAAACCCACACUAUAGCUUCAGCUAUGGAGUGAGCGACCCACACACAGGUGACAAUAAGCAUGCAUCAGAGACUUUGGUAAAUGGUGUUGUCCACGGCAGUUACUCGUUGACUGAACCCGAUGGUACAAUCCGCAAAGUGACUUACACAGCCGACGAUCACAACGGUUUCAACGCAGUUGUUGAGAAAGCUGGAGUUGCACAUCAUGCAGCACCCAUUGCACAUGCUGCACCAUAUAUUGCACACGCUCCAGCCGUUGUUGCGCAUGCGCCAGCCGUUCUAGCUGCUCCAGCUUAUCAUGGUCUUGGUUUAUAUCAUAAGUAAAAGAGACAAAAACUCAAAUCACCGCCGCAAAAUUAAUUCGGGAUAAGAAAGAAAGUUUAAAAGAAAAACCACGUUUUUAAUGCUUAAUAUUCUAUUUUCAAUGCCUUCAUUCUCAUUGUGCUAGGACUUUAAUUUAUUUCUCUUCUUUGUUAAGCAAUGUGACAAAAAAAAAAUUUCGAUUCGAUCACGGAGUGGUCUGUUGCGGCUGCGCUAGUGAUUCGAUCACUCUCUAUCAUCAAUUUUCUAUCUAUACUUUCAUCCAGCUUAAGAGAAAUAAGCGAAAAUUGGCAAAACAAUUUAGAAAAAACUAUGUCAAAAAGAAAUGAAAUCAAUAUCAUCUCAUGUGUAUUACUUUUAUGUACUAAACAAAAUGAACAAAAAAAAAUACAUCAACCAAAACACCUUCACUCUCAUCACACACGUUUUUCUAAUUUUGCUACUUUGUAUACGUUUAUAAUGCGCCAAUGAGCAAAAACACAACAAACACAAAAAAAUACAUCUUUCUUAAUUUAAAUGCAUUUAGCUGAAUAAAGGAAUGUCAGUAUUAAAAAAAAUUGAA
Sitodiplosis mosellana (orange wheat blossom midge) is the source of this 1191-nucleotide messenger RNA. It is a transcript of the gene Cpr64Ac, whose product is annotated as cuticle protein 7. The coding region runs from base 111 to 632 and encodes 173 amino acids. Lineage: Eukaryota; Metazoa; Arthropoda; Insecta; Diptera; Cecidomyiidae. The transcript has 3 exons. The record is from RefSeq and is a predicted model, not a curated record. Gene Ontology annotation, cellular component: extracellular matrix.